AUGAAGUCCUGCCUCGCAACCCUUGCCAUAUUCCUAGGCAUCGCCCUCGCGGCACCCACCGCGACCGCCUUCCCCAAGCCUGCCUCUUCGACCGGCCUCCCAGCCGCGAAAGUCAUCCCCGCUGGCACCACUUUUGAUGGCAAAAUGGUUCGCUACUCACGCUCUCCAGACACGUGUCAGGACCAGACCGAGACCGACGAAGCCGCUGCCAUGUUCAUCGCCGAGGACGGCGCGACGAUCAAGAACGUCAUUCUUUCCAAGGAACAGGCAGAAGGUAUCCACUGCCGCGGCGCUUGCACAUUGGAGAAUGUAUGGUGGGAGGAUGUUUGCGAGGAUGCUGCUACGUUCAAGCAGCCCGCUGGAAAGACAUCAUAUGUCAUCGGCGGCGGAGCUAAAGGCGCCGCAGACAAGAUCUUCCAAUUCAACGGCCGAGGCACCGUCAGCAUCAAAAACUUCUACGCAGAAGACUACGGCAAAGUAAUCCGCUCCUGCGGCGACUGCACCGCCAAUGGCGGACCACGCAACGUGAUCAUCGAAGGUGUGACGGCCAAGGAUGGCGGUGUGCUGUGCGGCAUCAAUACCAACUAUGGCGACACAUGCAAGAUUGUAAAUUCCUGUCAGAGUGACAACAAGAGCUGCGACCGUUACAAGGGCGUUGUGAAGGGUAGCGGCAGUUCGACUAAGCUUGGCUCUGGGCCCGAUGGAACUUACUGCAUUACUAGUGGGUUUACAUCAAGCUGCUAG
Messenger RNA from Macroventuria anomochaeta, 744 nucleotides. RefSeq names its product polysaccharide lyase family 3 protein. Gene Ontology annotation, cellular component: extracellular region. The transcript is spliced from 2 exons. NCBI's taxonomy places the organism in Eukaryota, Fungi, Ascomycota, Dothideomycetes, Pleosporales, Didymellaceae. Gene Ontology annotation, biological process: pectin catabolic process. Gene Ontology annotation, molecular function: pectate lyase activity. Bases 1 to 744 code for a protein of 247 amino acids. The record is from RefSeq and is a predicted model, not a curated record.